GUGAGUUCUCAAAGCUCCGAACGGCGGAGCAAAGAGUGCCUCCUCGUAGGGCUCCAAUGAGAAUUUAUUGAGUAUCGAUUCAUUUGUAAAAAAUAAAUAUUCGUUCAUUCUAUUGUUGCAAAUCAUGGCUAUGAUUUCAAAGACUGCCAUGGGCAUUGCCGUUGGCAUCGCGGGCAUUGUCGUCGGCUACUGCUUCUACUUCGAUCAAAAACGUCGGAGCGAUCCCGACUUCAAAAAGAAACUACGCGAACGGAGGAAAGCGAGGAGGCAAGCCAAGAAGACUGGAUCACAAAUCCCUGAUCUCAAGGACCCUGAAGUUGUACAGAGGUUCUUCCUCCAAGAGGUGCAACUUGGUGAAGAAAUGUUGACUUGUGGUGACGUAGAGGGUGGAAUCGAGCAUUUGGCAAACGCCGUAGCUGUUUGUGGUCAGCCGCAGGAGCUGCUGCGUGUCCUCCAGAAAACAGUACCACCACAAGUAUUCCACCUCCUUUUGCAGAGAUUACCCGCCGUUGGACAGAAACUCGCGUCACAAACCACAAUGGCUGAGGAGGAUGUGGAAUAAAUUGUCAAAUUGGUCAUUUCUACAUAAUAAAAAAAUUGUUAGAAAACAAAAAAAACAGAAUGAUAUUGCAAAGACAAACCACUAGUUGACCCAGAGAUCGCUUAAUCCAAAACUAAUCGAACAGAAAAAAAAAUCCCUCAAGUGUAUAAUCGUGGAUAUAUACUCUAAGUAUUAAGUUAUCCAAAGGCACAAAUUAAACCCAAAUAUCCUCUCUCUUUAUUAUCCCAGAAUGGACUCGCAGAGUAUUUUCAUUGAAAAAUCUGCUCGUCUUUACAAUAUAAUAUAUUUUCUAAAUACAACAACUA
Diachasma alloeum is the source of this 867-nucleotide messenger RNA. RefSeq names its product mitochondrial import receptor subunit TOM20 homolog (gene Tom20). The record is from RefSeq and is a predicted model, not a curated record. Gene Ontology annotation, biological process: protein targeting; tRNA import into mitochondrion; protein import into mitochondrial matrix. Lineage: Eukaryota; Metazoa; Arthropoda; Insecta; Hymenoptera; Braconidae. Bases 125 to 562 code for a protein of 145 amino acids. Gene Ontology annotation, molecular function: transmembrane protein transporter activity. The transcript has 4 exons. Gene Ontology annotation, cellular component: mitochondrial outer membrane; mitochondrial outer membrane translocase complex.